CCAACCAUUUCAAGGUGGCCCUCAAGGAGUAAACCUAGUAUUCUUUCUAUUGUCGCCAGCUUAAUUUCAAGUUUCUUUGUUGCUGCUAGUCGUCCAUAUAUUUGCUAGUACCAUUUUUCAGGCAACAUCAAUAGACAUAUAUCUCUUGGUUUUUUGGUCGGUCGGAAAAGCAGAAGAUGCCUCUGAGCCAAUUACACUACGCUGUAACACUGGAGAGAUCUCCGACGAUGAUGACGACGAGAGAGAGCCCAGUAUGUCUCCAGCUAAUUCGCGGACUCGUUAAGGUUCUCUCGGGCCAUGCCAUAUACUUGUGGGCUGCUAGCAACUUACAUGGAUCCUUCUCGAGAUUCUGCUCUUACCUCCAACGGCCAAAAGCCGAGGAGAAGGGCUCUUGGGUCGAGCCCUCGACGGCCCGCCAAUUCAGCUCCCGAGACCAAAGGGACGACGGAGACAACCAUGAGAACGAUGACAAUGAUGGUGCAGUGAGCGUGUGCAGAGAAGAUGUGGAGAUGGUGAUGAGGAAGCUGGGACUUUUUCGCGGCCACGACGAGGAGGAGGAGGAGCUAAUCAGUCGGGACAGACCGACGAGAUGCGGCGGGAUCUCGCGGGUGUUCGAGGAGGAAGAGGUGAGCACGGACGAAGCAAGGGAGGCCUUCGACGUGUUCGAUGUGAAUAGGGACGGGUUCAUCGAUGCCAAGGAGUUGCAGAGAGUUUUGGGUGUGUUGGGAUUUGACAAGAGAGGUGGAGAAGGGUCGGAGGAGGAGUGCGAGAGGAUGAUCAGAGUGUUUGAUGAGAACGGGGACGGGAGGAUUGAUUUCCAGGAGUUUGUAAAGCUCGUGAAGAAGUGCUUCUGCUGAAUUUCACUCUCCAGGAGAUGAUAAUUCUUUUGCUAGUUCGGGAUUUAUUGUCUGAAGGUGACACAAAUAAUGAAGUCGUAAUUUUCUUGAUGAA
Rhodamnia argentea is the source of this 951-nucleotide messenger RNA. Its product is annotated as probable calcium-binding protein CML45. The transcript has a single exon. Gene Ontology annotation, molecular function: calcium ion binding. The record is from RefSeq and is a predicted model, not a curated record. Bases 177 to 857 code for a protein of 226 amino acids. NCBI's taxonomy places the organism in Eukaryota, Viridiplantae, Streptophyta, Magnoliopsida, Myrtales, Myrtaceae.